CCUGCGCCGCGUCUCUUUUUCUUUGAAAAGUCUCUACAAGUAUACCUGUCUGCAGCUUGCCGAAUGGGUCCAGAUGAGGAGGGAAAUCUCCAGGUGAAACGACUGAGAUCUGUGAGACAAACUGCUGUAAAGAUGGAGUUUAUUAAAGAAGAGAUUGAAGACAUCAAUAUUACACAACCAUGCAGAAUAAAAAGUGAAGAUACUGAUGGACAAAGAGAUCUGAUGGAGCUGAAGGAGGAAGGUCAAGAACUGAAUGAAGUGGAGGAGAAACAUCAGUAUCAGAAACCUGAUCAUUUCAAAGCAGAGGAACAGAAAUUUAAUUGCUCCCAAACAGGAAAGACUUUCUCACAGAAAAUAAGUCAAACAACAAGAGCACAAAAUGAUUUCACAUGCCAACAGUGUGGAAAAACGUACACACGUAAAAGAAGCCUUCAGAUUCACAUAAGAACUCACACAAGUCAGAAGACUUUCACAUGUCAACAGUGUGGAAAGAGUUAUAGACACAAAGAAAACCUUAAUUGUCACAUGAAAAUUCACACUGGAGAGAAGCAUUUGACAUGCCAUCUUUGUGGAAAGAGUUUCAGCCAAAAAGAAAAAUUUAAUCGUCACAUGAAAAUUCACACCGGAGAAGAGCCGUUCACAUGUCCUCAGUGUAGGAAGAGUUUCACGCACAAAGGGACCCUAAAUAGACACAUAAGAAUUCACACUGCAGAGAAGCCUUUUACAUGUCCUCAAUGUGGGAAGAGUUUCACGCAGAAAGGUACCCUAAAGAGUCACAUAAGAAUUCACACUGGAGAGAAACCUUUCGCAUGCCAUCAAUGUGGAGAGAGUUACAAAGUUCGAAGAAACCUAAAAACUCAUAUGAAAAUUCAUUCUGGAGAGACAUUACACCAGUGAUCUGAGGGUAGCAAGAGGUUUCACACCUAGUAAUUUCAAAACUCAUCUGUGCAUUCACUCCGGAGAAAGACCAUUUAAAGGCCUCUGCACACUUCCUACAAAAUUGAAGAACGAACAUGUAUGAUGUUAUUAUAGAACAAAAUCAGGCCAAAACGAAGUUGUUUUCUAGCUUGGGUGAACUUUCAGGAAAACCUCUUACUGGCUGCUAAUCACCCUCUUAUUGCUAUUGGUCCUCAUCAUUGGUAGAUUUGACCUGGAGCUCCACCUAGUUUGACAACUAAUUCCUGUUCAGUCAGUUAAGAUUAGUCAGCAUGAACACACCGGUGUGCAGAGCCUUUAGCGAGUUGGUUUAAACUUAACUUCAUCUGUACGAUAAUUUGCGUAGAGGCAUUUUCUAAGACCAUUUAAUGUGAUUUUGUAGUAAAAUGUAAUUAUCAAAUCUACUCAAAUACUCUUGUGUGACUAUUAAAGCUGCGUUCACACUGCCAGCAAUAUGCAGCGACAAAACUACCUCAUCUCAUUCGUUUUCAAUGAUAGCUGGCGACUUCCGGCAACCGGAUGUGGGCGUGUCCAGCGACGUGACAAAGUUGAGAAAUGUUUUACUUUAUGCAAAUGAAGAGCGACUAUUGGGAGCGAUAGCCAAUACGAGAGAAGAUGGUAGAGCUCACGUGAUCCUUCACUCUCUCAGCUCCUGCAGUGAAGGAAAGAUGGAGGAAAGGCUACUCUUCAUACGCACCACUAGUGACCUAAACGCCAGCCACUGGCAACAUGCUUCGACAAAGUAGCUGGCAGUGUGUACGCAGCUUUACUCUGUUGUUUGAUUUGCUGCUUCAGUCAUAUGCCAUCUGCAGUCCAAAGUGUGAUUAUGCCUAUCAUCACUUUUUUUGUCUGUAUUCUGCCCAUCAACACUCUUUCAUACACCCAUCUUUGCAGUAGUAUCAUAGUCAUCAUACAUUACAAUAACAGAGUGUAAUUGGCAGAUAUUAUGGCCGCAAAUAGAAUGUUAGCACAUUAGCGUCAUAAAUGCAAAAGGUAAACAUGACAAAUAACACAUCAUCUACUGCAUACUGGCAGCCCAAAGUUUGGAAUAAUGUACAGAUUUUGCUCUUAUAGAAAGAAACUGCUUUUAUUAAAUACUUUUAUUCACCAAAGUGGCAUUCAACUGAUCACAAUGUAUAGUCAGGACAUUAAUAAUGUGAAAAAUUACUAUUACAAUUUGAAACAAAUUUCAUAACUUCUUAAACUACUUCAAAGAGUUCUCAUCAAAAAAAUCCUCCACGUGUAGCAAUGAUAGCUUUGCAAAUCUUUGGCAAUCUAGCUGUCAGUUUGUCCAGAUACUCAUUUGGCAUUUCACCCCACACAACUGUAGGACUUGCCACUUAAGAUCCAUAACACUCUUUUUGAAUUAUCUGUUGUCCAAUGUCUGUGUUUCUUUGCCCACUCUAACAUUUUUGUUUUUCUGUUUCAAAAGUGGCUUUUUCUUUGCAAUUCUUCCCAUAAGUCCUGCACCCCUGAGUCUUCUCUUUACUGUUGUACAUGAAACUGGUGUUAAGCAGGUAGAAUUCAAUGAAGCUGUCAGCUGAGGACAUGUGAGGUGUCUAUUUCUCAAACUAGAAACUCUGAUGUACUUAUCCUCUUGUUUAGUUGUACAUCUGGUCUUCCACAUCUCUUUCUGUCCUUGUUAGAGCCAGUUGUUCUUUGUCUUUGAAGACUGUAGUGUACACCUUUGUAUGAUAUCUUCAUUUUUUUGGCAAUUUCAAGCAUUGUAUAGCCUUCAUUCCUCAAAACAAUGACUGACUGACGAGUUUCUAGAGAAAGCUGUUUCUUUUUUGCCAUUUGUGAACUAAUAUUGACCUUAAGACAUGCCAGUCUAUUGCAUACUGUUGCAACUCAAAAACAAACACAAAGACAAUGUUAAGCUUAAUUUAAUGAACCAAAUAUCUUUCAACUGUGUUUGAUAUAAUGGUAAGUGAUUUUCUAGCACCAAUUUAUCAUGAUUACUCAAGGAUAAGGUGUUGGUGUGAUGGCUGCUGGAAAUGGGGCCUGUCUAGAUUUGAUCAAAAAUGGCUUUUUUCAAAUAGUGAUGGUGCUGAUUUUUACAUCAGUAAUGUCCUGAUUAUAUUUUGUGAUCAGUUGAAUGCAACUUUAGUGAAUUAAAGUACCAAUUUCCUUCCGAAACAGAAAAAUCUGUACAUUAUUCCAAACUUUUGACCGCCAGUGUUUGUGUGUGUGUAUGUAUGUAUGUAUGUAUAUAUAUAUAUAUAUAUAUAUAUAUAUAUAUAUAUUAGGAGGUAAAAAAAAAAGGUUUGCCAUGUAUGUAUGAUGUAUGUAGAGUAUUAGUACAGAUAUUGUCACGAUUCACUGUUGUCUGCCCUGUGUUUUGCCUUUGUCAUCUGUUCCCCAUGGGCUACACUUCCCAUAAUUCCCUGCCCUCAUCACUGCCAGCUGUCUUCCAUUGUCCCCACCUGUGUUUCGUCUACUCAUUAGUCUUUUUGUAUAUCAUGCCCUGUUGGUUGCUUGUUCUCGGUCAGUUGUUGAAUGUGUGUACUUGAAUGUAUCCUGACCUACCGUGUUUUGUCCGUGCCCUUCGUGGAUGUUUUCUCCUGUCUAUGUUUUUGUCUCCCCUCGUGGAAGUUUUAUUUUGUUCCUGUGUCUCCCAGUUAUUUGUAUUUGUUUAUUUUCAUUAAAAUCCUUUAAUUUUCAU
Molecule: messenger RNA, 3601 nt
Organism: Xyrauchen texanus (razorback sucker)
Lineage: Eukaryota; Metazoa; Chordata; Actinopteri; Cypriniformes; Catostomidae
Product: gastrula zinc finger protein XlCGF7.1-like
Exons: 3
Coding region: 64-897 (277 amino acids)
Biological process (GO): regulation of transcription by RNA polymerase II
Cellular component (GO): nucleus
Molecular function (GO): RNA polymerase II cis-regulatory region sequence-specific DNA binding; DNA-binding transcription factor activity, RNA polymerase II-specific
Source: RefSeq, a predicted model, not a curated record